AUGGCAAUGUACUGCUAUGAAGACGAAUUGAGAAGAAGGUUCAGGUUUGGAAGAAGAGGAAUAGAGUAUUUGGCCGAUUUGCUGAGAGAGGACCUAGCUAGGGAAACAGACAGAAGUUGUAGCCUGUCAGUCGAGGAACAAGUCUGUAUAGCGCUGAGGUACUACGCUUCAGGUUCAUUUAUGCAGGUUGUUGGGGACACACAUGGGAUACAUAAAAGUACUGUUUGCAGAGUUGUGGAUAAGGUUACUAAAGAUAUAGUGAAGCGUCAUAAGCAGUUCAUUCAAUGGCCAGUUGAUGAAGCUACCAAGAGACGAGUGAAAUCUGAGUUUAGCAACAUAGCUGGAUUUCCAGGUGUUAUAGGGUAUGUUGAUGGUAGCCACGUCCGUUUGAUCAAGCCUUCACCAGACCAAGAGAGGUUUUAUCAACAGAAAAGGAUUCCCAUCUAUAAAUGUGAUGGCAGAAAAUUCACAUUUAUCAAUGAGCAGUGGCCUGGAUCAGCUCACGAUAGCUUUAUAUUCCGAACUUCCACACUUGGAUGCCACCUGGAGAGAAACCACAGGGGUUUGGAAGAUGGGAUUGUUCUUGGAGACAGCGGGAAGAAGGUACGAGAUGAAAUUCUUUCACAAAAGACAAAGGAAGAAAGAAGAUAA
Mya arenaria is the source of this 651-nucleotide messenger RNA. Its product is annotated as putative nuclease HARBI1. The transcript has 4 exons. The record is from RefSeq and is a predicted model, not a curated record. Lineage: Eukaryota; Metazoa; Mollusca; Bivalvia; Myida; Myidae. Bases 1 to 651 code for a protein of 216 amino acids.